UGAAAAAUGCGAAGAGACUCCAUCACUUUCCAGACUCUACAGCACUAGGCCAGCAGCUUACCACCGAUCCGCUGCCACCGGCCCUCACCACUCCCCCCCUCCCCUCGCCACGCCGCCACCCACGCCGCCGUGUCGCCUCCCCAAAGAUCCCCUCUGAGGAUCGAUCGCCAGAACCCCGGAUUCCCAUCGCCGCCUAGAUGGGGUGCGCACAGUCCAAGAUCGACCAGGAGGAGGCGGUGUGCCGCUGCCGGGAUCGGAAGCGGCUGAUGGCUGACGCUGUCCAGGCGCGCAACGCCUUCGCCGCCGCCCAUUCGGCCUACACCGUCCUCCUCAAGAGCACCGGCGGCGCGCUCUCGGACUUUGCCCAUGGCGAGGCGCCCGACCCCAGCAUGAUAGCCUCCCAUUCCCACCAGGCCGCCGUUGCGGCGGCCGCAGCCGGAGCCUCGGCCUCUGCGCCUCCGCCCCCGACCACCACUACUGUCCUCAUCCCGCCCUCCCCCCCGCCCCCGCCCUUCAUGGACUUCCCUCAUGGCCUCCAGCGCUCCUCGUCAACCCCCAACAUCCCCAUGCCCGAUCCCCGGGCUGCCACCAAGAACCGCGCCCCAGCUAGUGCUGCUAUCCAGGAGGAGGAGGAUGGCGAGGAGGACGAUGGUCAUAUCAUAACUGACAGCGAUGAUGAUGAUGAUGAUGAUGAUGAGGAGGAGGAGGAGGAGGACGACAACGACCACGACGACGACGAUCACCACGAGCAUGACGAUUUCAGCAUGGAUGAUACGGUGCACGGACAGCCGCCAAAGAGAGGGGUGAUGGACAGCAUGGGGUCUUCUCCAGUGACACCACCGCCACCACCGCAGCUAAACCCAUCCCCAAUAACGCCUGCGUCUGCGACACCACCGCCCCCCAUGCCGGAGGCUCAAAUGGCUACCUGGGACUACUUCUUCGGUCCAACCCCCACACCACCGCCCACCCUGGAGCAGCAAACUGAUGAUACUUGGAUGGAUAGGCGGGAGAAGGAGUCAGUGCCCGAGGUGAAGGCACCAGUGAUGAAUCCAGCUGUUAGUGAGGCAUCUGCACCAUCACGUGGUGCUGAGGAGUGGGCGGAGCGGCCACCACAGACAGCACUGGAGAAGGCGAAGGCCAUCGAUGAGCUUGGGGCAAACCUUCCCCCGUCGAAGCCGAUUGUUAGGAAGCCACCCAAGGCACCUGGCCUGCAACCAGAAGUACACCACCAGCAUGCCUCGUCCAUGGGCUCAGUUGAGACCCGGAAAGGGAAGAUUAUGAUGGUGUCUGCCAGCCUACUGCAGAUUAUUGCUCAGCUUGAUGAUAACUUUCUCAGGUCUUCGGAGAGUGCACAUGAUGUGUCAAAAAAGCUUGAGGCCACACGGAUGCAUUACCACUCCAACCAUGCUGACAGUCGAGGACAUAUUGAUCAUUCUACGAAAAUCAUGCAUGUUAUCACAUGGAAUCGCUCCUUCAAGAAUUUACCGGACCAAGAGGAUUUAGGUGUUAAUUUCGAGAUUGAUGAACGAUUCGAAACUCAUGCCACAGUUCUCGACCGGAUGCUUGCCUGGGAGAAAAAAUUGUAUGAUGAAGUGAAGGCAGGGGAACUUAUGAAAAUUGAUUAUCAAAAGAAGGUUGAUCUACUGCAUAAACAAAAGAAACGUGGUGUUAAACUUGAAACCCUUGAGAAGACAAAGGCUGCCGUUAGCCACUUGCACACAAGGUACAUAGUGGAUAUGCAAUCCAUGGAUUCAACAGUUUCAGAAAUAAAUCGUCUACGUGAUAAACAGCUAUACCCGAAGUUAGUGGACCUUGUCGAUGGCAUGGCAAAUAUGUGGAGUUCUAUGCACCGUCAUCACAAGAGCCAGUUUUUGACCAUAUCGGGGAUCAGAGCUUUUGAGGUACCGCCUGUUCCAAGGGAGACAACUGAUUUGCAUUAUAAGCAGACCUGUGAGCUACGUGACAUUGUCAGGGAGUGGCAUAUGCAGUUUGACAAACUUAUGGACCAUCAGAAAGGGUACAUCAGAGCACUCAAUGCAUGGUUGAAGCUUAAUCUCAUCUCCAUCGAGAGCAAUCUGAAGGAGAAGGUAUCCUCCCCUCCAAGGCAGGUGGAACCACCUAUCAAGAAUCUGCUAUAUGCCUGGCACGACCUGCUUGAGAGGCUUCCCGUCGAACUUGCCAAAACUGCCAUUAAAAGCUUUACUGAAGUCAUAAGCAAUAUUGUACUGCUUCAGGAAGAGGAGGUCAGCCUAAGGCGAAGGUGUGAGGAAACUCGCAGGGAUCUUGACCGUAAGAGGGCACAGUUUGAAGACUGGCAUCGUAGGUACACAGAAAGAAAGGCAUCCCAGGGUGAGGAAGCUAACCCCGAAGCAGCCAAUACUCCAAGCCUAGAUCAUGUCAACGAGAGGAGAAUAACCAUUGAGGAAGUAGAAAUCAGGCUGAAGGAAGAGGAGAAGCUCCACCUUAGGCUUGCGAGGCAGGUGAGGGAGAAGACGCUGGCAAACCUCCGGAUGCACCUGCCAGAGCUCUUCAGAAACAUGGCGGACUUUUCGUUCUUCUGCCAUGACAUGUACAGUAGCUUGAGAAAAUCUGCAGUGCUGCCAAUGCUCAGAGACGAGGUUCAAGGUUGAUGGCUUGUGCGUGUUAGUGUUACUGUAAUUGUCCUGCCACCAGAGGCAGGCAAAUAUUAUUUUGGUUGUAGGGAGUAGUUGUUUGCUGGCAUUAGGCCGCUCUGAAUAUGUAUGUUCCAAGUGCACUGUAGAAGUCAGCCAGCAAAAUUGAGAUCAUCACCUGAUACCAUCAAUCAUUUAUCAUGUCAUAUGGUCAUUGAGGAAGUGGUUUAAUUGCACUUCUUUGAUCCGAGCCCUUACCCUUUGAUA
Messenger RNA from Triticum aestivum (bread wheat), 2879 nucleotides. RefSeq names its product protein ALTERED PHOSPHATE STARVATION RESPONSE 1. NCBI's taxonomy places the organism in Eukaryota, Viridiplantae, Streptophyta, Magnoliopsida, Poales, Poaceae. The record is from RefSeq and is a predicted model, not a curated record. The transcript has 4 exons. Bases 198 to 2630 code for a protein of 810 amino acids.